AUGAACCUAUGCUAUAAUAUUAACGAUGCUAAUAUUGCAGAAUUUAAACAUUUAUUUCUUUAUAAAUCAUUGAUCGAUGAACUUGCAAAUUGUCUUAAUGAGAUUGGUACAUAUGGCAAACAUUUAAAUGAUCCUUCAUUUCUCCGCUCGGUCAGCUCCCUGUUAACAGUAUUUAAGAAUUUUCUGAGAAACCAUAUCAUAGCGAACGAUUAUUCUCUGAUUGCACCAAUAUUUUUUGCUGUUGUUCAAUGUUUAUGCUCUUCGUAUGCUAUUGACAUGAUCAAAAGUUUGGAGCACAAUUUUGUUCAGAAACUUGAUGAUGGUCAACUGCUAUUUCUUCAUAUAAUGCCAUGGUAUUUACAGUGGUAUCCUGAUUAUCGUGAUCCUGAAAAUUUAAUCAAGAUUUUACGAAUAUUACUAAAUGAAUUCACUGUAUGGAUGACAAGUUGUCAUCCAGACUCUUAUCUUCAAUGCACUUGUCAGUUUGGUGCUAUGAUCCGCCAUCUAAAUUAUUUUCUCGUCCGUCCAAUCGAACCAGAUAAUUUUAUUCGUUUUUAUAGUGACUUACCUAAUUGUAUCACUCAAUGGACUCAUGAUCAUGUCAAAUUAUUUCUUCUACGAAUCGGACUUGGUAAUACUAUUCUUCCUCUUUGUACACGUGUCGAUGGUCAUCGUUUUCGACAACUCUAUGAAAUGUGUCUUAUUAAUCCUGAAUCAAUGUAUCAAUCGCUAAAAUUCGAACUGAACGAAAAACAUCACACAUUACUACCAAUUGCUGAUUAUCUAAGUUUUCUUCACGAGAUCAAACUGUAUGUUCCAUUAACUUCGACAAAUGUGAAAGUUUCACAAUCUUCUUCUCUUGAUUCUGCUGCGCUGUGCAAUAUUAUGUAG
Rotaria sp. Silwood2 is the source of this 891-nucleotide messenger RNA. The record is from the annotation of a GenBank genome assembly. NCBI's taxonomy places the organism in Eukaryota, Metazoa, Rotifera, Eurotatoria, Philodinida, Philodinidae.